GCCGCGCCGGGAGCGGCCGGGGGGAUGCGGCGGCACCCGCGGCUGUCGGGACCUCCCCAGGCGCUGGGGGUGCCGUGGCUGCCGGGACCAGCCCGGCUGUCGCUCCGUGCCUCUCCGUGGCCAUCCUGCCGCAGGAAGCGUGGUUCUGCAGGAUGGAGCCAAGGGGAUGGACAGGGGCUCGUACCGGUGUCUGUUUCCGUGCGAAGCAGAGGCCUGGUGAGACGCUCGGUUGCAAACAGAGGGGACAAAGGGCAGAGGCAGUGUGGGUGCUGAGACAAGACCGUGCGGGUGCGGGUGCUGAGACGGUGGACAAGAGCCAGCCAUCCGCUGAGGGCACGGUGUGCGCCUGGGGGAGCUGUAAACCGGUGGGAAAACGAGGGACGGGCCUUGCGGGCGGGACAGGGGAUAAAAGCCCAAUGUACGUAUCGGGUGUGCCUAAGGGCUAGGACACCCGCUCUUGCGAGAACGCCCAAUAAAAGUGCUCCACUGCAGCGUCUGACCCGAGUGUGCCACGGCAAAGUUUGUCUCUUACAGCGAGGAGGCAGCCGCGGGUACCGCAGCCAUCCCCAGCCGUGGGAGGGAGGCUCCAGCCCCCAGCAUCCGGCACCUGACGCGGAGCUCGGCGGGUGAGGAGCUCUCCCCGAGGGCUGUGAGCUGGGGAAAGGCCGCUGCCGCCUGCUGCCAUGCGGAGGGGAAGGGCGCUGGGCGCCUGGAUGCUGCUCGCCAGCCUGGCCGUGGCCAGCUGGGGCAUCCGAGGACAGAAAGUAAUUGUGAAAGAAGUCAGUAGGAAGGUGUUUCUGCAGUGUGCAACAGACAAACCAACGCAAAUCAUGUGGUGGAAAGAUGGGAAUAAUAUAGAAAACAAGACGCAGCUGGACUUGGGUGCAAUUUACAGUGAUCCCAGAGGAGUCUAUGUGUGUGAAAUAGAGGGUGGAAAGAAAAGCUCUCCCCUCCAAGUGCACUAUCGAAUGUGCCAGAACUGCAUCGAAGUGGACGCUCCCACCAUAUCGGGGAUCGUGGUGGCAGACGUCAUUGCCACCAUGCUGCUGGCGGUCGCUGUGUACUGCAUCACCGGGCACAAGGGACGCCUGUCGCGAGCUUCUGACAGGCAGAACCUAAUUGCCAACGAGCAGCUCUACCAGCCCCUCGGCGAGCGGAACGAGGGUCAAUACAGCCAGCUGGCACCAGCCAGGGCCCGCAAGUGAGGAAGGGAAGACGCUGGGGCCUGUGACUCCUUCACACUGGGAGUGAUACUACAGCAAAGCCACCGCCAGCACCCCAAGAGCACCAGUACCCUGCCCUGCCCUGCCUUCAUAAGCUCACUGCAGGCAGAAGACAGCGCGGGUUCCUGCCUGGAGAGCCCACCAGCUCCCUGCCAGGAAGGGCUGCCUGUAGCACUUGUGACCCCUUGCAGUUGUGACUUUUAAUCUCAUUAAAAGUG
Molecule: messenger RNA, 1441 nt
Organism: Colius striatus (speckled mousebird)
Lineage: Eukaryota; Metazoa; Chordata; Aves; Coliiformes; Coliidae
Product: T-cell surface glycoprotein CD3 gamma chain
Exons: 5
Coding region: 684-1205 (173 amino acids)
Biological process (GO): cell surface receptor signaling pathway; positive thymic T cell selection
Cellular component (GO): external side of plasma membrane; membrane; alpha-beta T cell receptor complex
Molecular function (GO): transmembrane signaling receptor activity
Source: RefSeq, a predicted model, not a curated record